AUGGGAUUCCCUCGGCAAGGUUGGUACACCUGCUGGAGAGCUGGCAACACUGCAGCUUCAGACCUGGACAGUAUCCGUGCCUUGUUCAAUGAGAAGGAGAAGGAGUUGUCAGUGGCCGUGGCCAAGGUGGAGGAGUUGACGAGACAACUGGAGGAGUUGCGGAGGGGGAGGAGGGAGAACACUCCCCCCUCUACAGCGCAGGAACUCGAAAAACUCCGGAGAGAACUCAUGUACCGGAACAAACUGAACGAUCAGCAGAACGCAAGGUUAACUCAACAGAAAGAAGCUUUAUCACAGAGGCAGGAGGAGAUGGUGUCGAUAGACAAGAGAAUCUCAGAACUUCAGGAUCGGCUUCACCGCAAGCGACUUCUCAACCAGCAACUGGCCAAUCAGAUCACAGCAGCUAGCAACAAGGCCAAUACCACACAUCAGCAACAACUGAGAAGUACGUUGUCAACAUCUGCCAUUCAACAUCACCAGCAGCAGCAGUAUCAGCAGCAACCAGGCAACAAGCAGUUGCUGAGGCCACUGACUGCUGGCAACAUAGCAGCCAUCGAGCCGUACCACCACGUCCCCUCUGACACCCAGGAGCACGUGAGACAACCGCUACGUCCAGAGAAACCGGAGCGGAGAAGUCACCACUUGGAGGUGGUAAACGAUCAAAUAUACAACCACGAGAGGUUAACAGGGUCGCAGGACGAUUUUAACAUGAAGUCAUCGCACAAGAACCAAAACUCACCGGUGGACGACAACUACAAAGUGAAAGAAGAGGAAAACCUUCCGGAGUUCGGUGCGAGUAAAACGGACCCUAAAUAUCAAACGUUGCCUUACAAUACAAAGUUUACGGUAAACUAUGUUACGCAUCCCCUGACCGGAGUGAAACUGAGGAGACUUCAGGGGGAGGGAGGGGAGAGGGAGACCGUUUGUGAUUCGGAGUUGGUGAAGAACAACAACAACAGUAACCAUGUGAACAACAACAUGAUGAGUGUAGUGCAUAGUAUUCCCAUACCACCUGGAGUCAACAAGGGUCUAGCGACGCCGUUGGCCAACCAGAAACUCUCACUGUCUCCUUCUAUGAUGUCUUCUUCGUCUUCUACUUCAUCCACCUCGUCGUUGUCUGUGUUGGGAAACCUGGGUCCAAGGGUGUACAACACAAGUAAUAUCGGGGCCUCUCUCCUAGCCAGAGGACAGCCUGUAGGAAACUCUUCCCCCACCUCCUCCGUAGCCACCAAUAGCAGCUCUAGUUCCACAUCCAGUCACCAGACUAUGGUUCCAUUCACCAAACCCAACUCCUCUCAUUCUGCUAAUGUAAAUAACGCUUCCUCUUCAUCUUCAAACUCUGUCCCGAUGGUAACGGGCUUCGUAUUGCCACCAACUUCCUUAUCUGAACAAUUCCAGAAGCCCGUGAGCAGUGUAGGCCCAAAUACUGUACAGCUACCUUCACCUAUCUACCAAACCUCAUCCACCAAAAUACAUCCUGUACAGCCUCAGACACUAAGCUCCACACCACAGGGUAUUCUUCGGGACCAAAAAGAAGAGUUGCCUUUAUCUCAACCCAGUGAACCGCCAGAUUCCCCGCUGAAGCCAGCGUUGCCUCCAAAGCCUGCACUGCCUGUAAAGCCCACACCUCCGCCACCGCCCCGCCAGGCUCACUGGGCGGGGGAGGAGGAGGACAAGCGACCCCGACCUGUGGACACGUCCUCGGAGGCUGUGGACACUGCUCUCACUGUACUCAGAGGCGCUGCACUCACCUCCAGGGGGAAUGACUACCCAUCUCAGAAGCCCCACCCAUACCAAACACAACCUCCCCAACCGGCCAGUGCUACUCUGGUAGUGUCCGAUCCCCUCCCUCCCCCACCACCUACCACUGAACCUCCUAUUGACGACCUUCCUAAGAGGCCACAAGACCAAAUAAUCAAGGCUCGACCCCUCACGAUACGAAAACAACCUCCCUCUGAAAUCCCGAGGUUAAGAAACGGAAGUUUGCCUGUGAAUCAAGGAUCUGAAGUCAAGAGUACAAAAGAAGAAGGUGAUGUGACUGAAAACCUCUACUCUGUAGAGACCAGUGGGUACAGUUCCAACAGAAGGAUAGAGAUGCCACCAGCUUUCUUGUUCCCCGAGACGGAGGCGCCCCCGGCAGAUCUGGUCUCAAGCUCCUCGGAGUCAACGGACCAGGUGGAUCGUGUUGCUCCUCCGAGUCCAGAGGAUAUCCACAACGAGGACAGCCAUCACAGCGAUAAAAGCUCGGAGGGCAGCAUGGAUGUCGAGACUAGGAACAGCCUCAAUAAGGAACAAACCGGGGAGGUCGUGAUGAGGAGAGCCAAGAAGGGUAACCUGAAGGGAGGUAAUGGAGGACACAAGCAAGUUACCAGGAGAGUGUCCUUCGAUCCUCUAGCUCUGCUGUUGGACGCUUCACUGGAGGGGGAACUUGAGCUAGUAGUGCGGACUGCUGGACAGGUGCGAGACCCGAGUGCGGCGAAUGACGAAGGCAUCACAGCACUUCACAACGCCAUCUGUGCAGGUCAUCUGGACAUUGUGAGGUUCCUGGUGCAGUUCGGCUGUGAUGUCAACGCUCAAGACAGCGACGGAUGGACGCCUCUGCAUUGCGCUGCUUCAUGCAACAACCUGGCAAUGGUUCGGUUCCUGGUAGAACACGGCGCUUGCAUCUUCGCCACAACUCUCAGCGACCAUGAGACUGCGGCCGAAAAGUGUGAAGAAGACGAAGAGGGCUUCGACGGUUGCUCUGAAUACCUUUACAGUGUCCAAGAGAAGUUGGGUAUUCUCAACAAUGGGGCUGUAUAUGCGGUGUUUGAUUACGAGGCACACAACACGGACGAGCUGAGCUUCAAGGAGGGGGAGAGGAUGAUCGUACUGAGGAAGGGAGACGAGUGGGAGAGAGAGUGGUGGUGGGCUCGACUGAGCGACAGAGAGGGAUACAUACCUCGCAAUCUGUUGGGGCUCUAUCCAAGAGUACACGCCAACAAGAACGUGGAUUGAUGCUUUAUGAAGACGAAUGUCAGAAUGUCUUAUCUUGCCAGACUUAUCGUUAGUCACGAAAACGGUCAACUUUUUCUCUGAUGAAAUCACCUUGAAUCUACAACUUUUAUCUUUUUCAUUUUUCCAAUCAAUACCUCAAGUGAUUUGUUGAGUUUUAAUGUUUGAAUGUGAUAAUUCAAUUGAAUCGUCUAGUUUGUGUUAGAGUUAGAAAUUUAUUUUCAUUUAUUGAACUAGAAGCGAUGAAUCGUAACUUUCUGUUAAUGCCACUUGUCAAGUAAAAACUACUUGGAUGGAUUUUUCGCACUUGUAUUUGUGACUCUUUACACUGAAUUCAAGAGUUUGCAAAUUUUAGACACAUUAGGUGUAUCAGGUUCUAGUUGAUAUUUUCAGUCAACUGUAAACCACGUCAUUUUGGUCACAUAAAAAAUAAGUUGGAGACAUUGCAGUGGCCUUGAAAUAUUGAUUGUUUCACGUUUUCUGUAGUGUUUAAUUUUGUCCCUGGAGGCCUUAUUUUAUAUCAGAGGGCCGCUUUAGUACCUGUUGUCUCACUAUUUAUUUACACCUAAUAUUACAAAACACAUAUUUUACUAGAGCUUAUGAUGCCGAACGCAGGCAGCACUAACUAUAAAACGUUUCACGAUGGCUACGAAUGUGUAUAUAAAUAACUAUAUAACUCUGUAUUAUAUUUAAAUAAUGACUAGACCAAAUUUUAAAUAUUGUAUUUUAUAAAUGAUAAAAUUUGUAUAAUUUGUUAUAAUUUUGUAUAUUGUAAAAACCAAAAAUGAAAGUAUUGUAUAUCAAAUUACCUAAGAAACAAAUGUGCCUUUAAUUACACAUAUGAGAUAGAUAUUUGAAUGUAAUCCUUUAUAUUGUUAUAAUAUGUGUAAACUAUUUUAAAUAAGAGGAAACUAUUACGUUGUGAUCAAAAUCAAAGAUCUAGCAUCGCUAGAUAAAGGUUUAGGUCUGUAAAGAAUGAAAUAAAUAUAUUGUACAUUUUGUUGAUGCUUAUGCACAUA
Macrosteles quadrilineatus (aster leafhopper) is the source of this 4013-nucleotide messenger RNA. Its product is annotated as apoptosis-stimulating of p53 protein 2-like. NCBI's taxonomy places the organism in Eukaryota, Metazoa, Arthropoda, Insecta, Hemiptera, Cicadellidae. The transcript is spliced from 15 exons. Gene Ontology annotation, biological process: regulation of apoptotic process. The coding region runs from base 1 to 2997 and encodes 998 amino acids. Gene Ontology annotation, molecular function: p53 binding. Gene Ontology annotation, cellular component: nucleus. The record is from RefSeq and is a predicted model, not a curated record.